Molecule: messenger RNA, 1989 nt
Organism: Sardina pilchardus (European sardine)
Lineage: Eukaryota; Metazoa; Chordata; Actinopteri; Clupeiformes; Clupeidae
Gene: lplb
Product: lipoprotein lipase
Exons: 10
Coding region: 107-1600 (497 amino acids)
Biological process (GO): fatty acid biosynthetic process; triglyceride catabolic process; very-low-density lipoprotein particle remodeling
Molecular function (GO): lipoprotein lipase activity; apolipoprotein binding
Source: RefSeq, a predicted model, not a curated record
GUUAGAUUGUUUAUAAACUGAUAGAUAUCAAGGAACAACAUAACGGUUACACCGUUUCUCAUCUCUGAAACAAAGUAAUUACUAACACGUCUGAAUCUACUAUAAUAUGGGACAAGGAAAUCUAUGGCUUCUUGUGAUUGGGUUUUCUUUGAUUAAGAGCUGCGAACCUUUAAACACGACAACUGAGUCCGUUUUCUACCGCAACACCACUCUUUACACUGAAGAUUACAGCAACAUCGAAACCAGGUUUUCAGUGCGGGACUCUGAAGAUCCGGAGGAGGAUAUCUGCUAUCUUACUCUCGGGAACAGGGACAGCAUCUCAGAAUGUGGAUUCAAUCUCAGCUCGCAAACUUUUGUGGUCAUCCACGGAUGGUCGGUUGCCGGGUUGUUUGAGAGCUGGCUCCACAAGCUGGUGACUGCACUCUUCGAGCGGGAGCCCACUGCCAAUGUCAUCGUGGUGGACUGGCUAGACAGGGCCAGCCAACACUACCCCACCUCUGCGGAAAACACCAAAUUGGUGGGCAAGGAUGUGGCCAAAUUUGUCAACUGGCUGGAGGGCCUCGGGUAUCCCCUGGAUAAGCUUCACCUGCUUGGCUACAGCUUGGGAGCACAUGUGGCUGGAGUAGCAGGAAACCUCAUGAACCACAAAGUCAACAGAAUCACAGGCCUUGACCCAGCAGGCCCCCGCUUUGAGCAUGCAGAAGAUGUAAGGCGUCUCUCUCCUGACGAUGCCAACUUUGUGGAUGUCCUGCACACCAACACCAGAGGCACGCCAGACUUGAGCAUCGGUAUCCAAAGACCUGUGGGGCAUAUUGACAUCUACCCGAACGGCGGAACUUUCCAGCCUGGGUGCAGUCUGCAGAACACUAUGAAGAUGAUUGCCUCUUUUGGCAUUAACAAUAUGGACCAGAUUGUGAAGUGUUCUCAUGAGAGAUCCAUCCACCUCUUCAUCGACUCCCUGGUGAACCAGCAACAGCAGAGCAUGGCGUUUCGCUGUAGCUCCAAGGAGGCCUUCUACAAGGGCAUGUGCCUGAGCUGCCGCAAGAACCGCUGCAAUAAGAUGGGCUAUGGAGUCAAGAAGAUACGCAACACCAGAAGUGCCAAGAUGUACCUCAAGACCAGAGAAAUGAUGCCUUACAAAGUUUUCCACUACCAGGUGAAAGUCCAUGUGUUCGGUCAGAAGAACCUCACUGUUUUGGAGCAGCCCAUGCUUGUGUCCCUUCACGGAACCCACGGAGAACAAGAGGACAUUGCUGUGACUGUGCCAAUCAUGUCCAGCAACACCACCAUCUCUUUCCUCGUGGCCUCUGAUGUGGACAUCGGUGAGUUGUUGAUGAUCAAGCUGAAGUGGGAGAAGGAUUCCUACCUGUCGGGUUUCUUUGGCAAGAAUGAGUUCAUGAUUCGCAGACUGCGCGUCAAAUCUGGAGAAACUCAGUCCAAGCUGAUUUUCAGCUCGAAAGAUGGUGAGUUUGCGUAUCUGACCCAGGGUGGAGAAGAGACGCUCUUUGUGAAGUCCAAGGAGGACCAAGAGAGCAGGAGAGAGGCAAGACUCCACAGGCUGAAGAUGCACGGCAGCUUCUUCAAUCAGACCACAGAGUGAAACAUCAUCUGUGAGAAUGCACUCGGGGUCGGUAAUGCUUCCAGAAGUCGAAGAUUUUGCACCAAAAACAGAGUCUGGCUAUCAGCCAAACUGCCGUUUCAGUGACAAUGCAAAGUGUGCUGUGUUGAUGAACAAUAAGCUGAUAUACUGUAUAUCUUAUAUUUGCGGUGCACUGUGCACUUAUUGAGCAUGUUACUAAAAUCACUUUGUAGGAAUGAAGUGACAUCUUUAGAAAAAUUCUUAAGUUGCUGAAUGUAUUUGAAAUGAUGUAUUGUUAACUUUGCUUGUUUGUGUUUUAACUUAACAAUAAGAUGUAAAUAAUAAAUGAAAAUAUAGAUCUCAUGUAGACAUGAUCAGGAAGUCAAUAAAGUAACAGUGAUCUGACAUCA